AUGCACCAUUCUAGAUUAAGUGAUUCAUACCAAAAUGGUGUUAAUUUUUUCCUUGAUUUUGCCUUUAAAAAUGCAAGUCAUGAAGAAAAAACUGUACGUCCCUGUGUAAAGUGCGAUCUUAUCACACCUGUCAUCCAUACAAUUGCAUUUGAACAUUUGAUAUGCAACGGAUUUGUAGAUAGUUACACUAAAUGGGUAUUGCACGGAGAAACUUCUUCGCAUGCUACGCAAAAUGUUGACACUCCUCGUGAUACUCAUGAGUCAAAUUAUACCAUUGAUAUGCAAGGAGUUAUAUACGAUGCAAUUGGACAUAGUAUUGGAGACGACGAAUGUGAAAUUGAAAAUGAUAAUCUUCAAGGUGAAGGCGAUGAACCAAAUGCGAAAGCAAAAGAAUUUUACAAUUUGAUAAAAGAUGCAGAGAAAGAACUUUACCCAGGUUGUACGAGUUUUACAAAGCUCUCGUUUUUAAUUCAAUUAUUUCAUAUUAAAUGCAUUUGUGGAUGGAGUGACAAAUCAUUUGGCAAGGUACUUGACUUAUUCAAAAAAGUAUUGCCAAAAGGUGAAACAUUACCCAAUUCUUUUUAUGAGGCCAAAAAAUUAAUCAACACUCUAGGAAUUGAUUAUGAAAAAAUUGAUGCAUGUCCAAAAGAUUGCAUGUUGUAUAGAAAAGAACUUGCAAAUGACACAGAAUGUGAAGUAUGCUCUACACCAAGGAGUGAAGCUAAAGUCUUGCGCCAUCUUCCAUUGAUACCAAGAUUACAAAGAUUAUUUAUGUCAUCAAAAACAUCUGAUUUUAUGACUUGGCAUUAUAAACAAGAUCGUACAAGUGAUGGUUAUAUGAGACACCCAAGUGAUUCUCCAGCAUGGAUGACUUUUGAUCACAACCAUAAGGAUUUCGCUGCAGAUCCUCGAAAUGUCAGGCUUGGGCUAGCUUCUGAUGGAAUGAAUCCUUUCAAAACAUUAAGUGUAAGCCAUAGUACAUGGCCAGUUAUUUUGAUACCAUAUAAUCUUCCUCCAUGGAUGUGUAUGAAGCAACCUAAUUUCAUUAUGUCUUUGCUCAUACCUAGUCCAGACGCACCUGGAAAUAAUAUUGAUGUAUAUCUAAAGCCACUGAUUGAAGAGUUAAAGGAGUUAUGGGAAGUUGGAGUUGAAACUUUUGAUGCAUCUACCAAAAAAAAAAUUUAA
Molecule: messenger RNA, 1185 nt
Organism: Humulus lupulus (European hop)
Lineage: Eukaryota; Viridiplantae; Streptophyta; Magnoliopsida; Rosales; Cannabaceae
Exons: 2
Coding region: 1-1185 (394 amino acids)
Source: RefSeq, a predicted model, not a curated record